AUGGAAGGACACGAUGUUGAUGACCAAGUCGCGAGAGAUGAUGAAGAGAACAACAAUAUACACACAGAGAGAGAGAGACUCACACGUUCACGAUCCACUUGGGGAGGAGGUCUGAGAGCGUCUCCUAAACUAGAUUUGGAGUACACCGAGAAGUCGUCGUAUGUGCCCAUGUGGCUUGCAGGGAGUCUGGGCGACCAUCUGACCUUGGAAGAUGUGGGUUUACCGCAAGUUGAAUCCGACUUCUCGCCUAAGUAUGGAGACAGGGAGCCCACGGUACAGAUGCUGAAUGGGCUCGGGCGUGCCACCGGCCGAUCUGCACAGACGGUGUCAUGUUCCUCCACCAAUGGCUCGGCAGAUUGGAAACACUUGGUGUCUCGCGAUGCAUGACCUGACGCUGACUGCCGUCCUGCAUUGAUUAAAUCGUGGAGAACUCCGGUGGUGUUUAAUCUAUAUGGGCAGACGUUAUCCUUUGCCUUCUCCGUGUCAUUUGUAGGACGGACCCGGUGGACAAUGAAUGUCUCAAA
Molecule: messenger RNA, 524 nt
Organism: Aspergillus eucalypticola CBS 122712
Lineage: Eukaryota; Fungi; Ascomycota; Eurotiomycetes; Eurotiales; Aspergillaceae
Exons: 2
Coding region: 1-387 (128 amino acids)
Source: RefSeq, a predicted model, not a curated record